Molecule: messenger RNA, 768 nt
Organism: Oryza sativa Japonica Group (Japanese rice)
Lineage: Eukaryota; Viridiplantae; Streptophyta; Magnoliopsida; Poales; Poaceae
Source: RefSeq, a predicted model, not a curated record
UUCCGUACUCACGGUUUUUGCGGUUACAGUCGAAUAUGUUUUCUGGCCACAUUCCAGAGGAAUUAACCAACUCUUUUGGCCUUCAUUAUUUGGACCUUGCAAACAACAACAUAUCAGGAAUAAUACCUCAAUCUCUAGCAGGCAUGAAGGCCAUGAGGCGCACUACUCCGGAUGGGAACAGGGGCGAUGUCUACGAGGGCAGCAUAUCAUCGUUCACCAAAAGCCAAGAGCUUCACUACACCUUCAGCAACUACAAUCUGGUCGUCCUCCUCGAUCUGUCAGGCAACAGCUUGACAGGACAGAUUCCAGAGGAGAUAUCACUGCUCCUUGGGCUCAAGAGCCUGAAUCUCUCCGGCAACCACUUGGGUGGAAAGAUUCCGAACACGAUCGGCGAUUUGAAGGGGUUGGAGUCACUGGAUCUCUCUCGCAACAGGUUGUCCGGUGAAAUACCGUCAAGUUUGUCGGAAUUAACUUCCUUCAGCUGGCUGAACCUGUCCUACAACAAUUUGUCGGGGAGAAUACCAUCAGGGCAUCAACUACAGACACUCAAUGACCAAGAGUACAUCUACAUCGGCAAUCCUGGCCUUUGCGGCCCUCCUCUCCGCAAGAAUUGUGCAAUGAGAGGAAGACACGAUGAAGUUGACGAUGUGUCAGAUGAUUUAGCAGUCCUGUAUCUUGGUAUGAGCAUAGGGUUCGUAGUGUCUCUCUGGUUGGUGUUUUGCACUUUGCUGUUCAGGAAAUAAUGGAGAAUCGCAUACUUUGUGCUCU